This is a messenger RNA of Zea mays, 580 nucleotides long. RefSeq names its product inositol-tetrakisphosphate 1-kinase 6. Lineage: Eukaryota; Viridiplantae; Streptophyta; Magnoliopsida; Poales; Poaceae. The record is from RefSeq and is a predicted model, not a curated record. The transcript has 5 exons. Bases 69 to 551 code for a protein of 160 amino acids.
CAAUCGCCGAGCAGAAAGCCAGGAACAGAACUCAGGCGUUGGUGAUUGGCAUCUCCCUCCCCUAAGCCAUGGCUACCGGGCGACCCAUACGACUCAUGUUGGAUGCCUCCCUCCUCCUCGACCCCUCCUCCACCAGGGAGGCGGCGGCGGUGGCUCUGUGGCCCGGGGUAGAGGAGCUGCUGCGGCGGUUGCACUACUCCAACCUGACUGUGGCAAUCUGCUAUGCAGAGGGCAUGCCAACUAAUGAGAAUGGCAUCAUGUUAACAAAAAUGAAUGAGAAAUCAGUCAUUUCUAAUGGAAAGUCAGGCUUUCUUGAAAAGGUCGCAAGCUCACACUUGUUUGGCUCUAUAGCACUUCUUGUGAAAAGUGGGAAUCUUUCUCUAACUGAAUUAAUGUUAGAAUGGAGCCGAACAAGUUUUUGUUUUUAUGCGACUUCAAGAGUUGACAAAGGUUUAAUUUCUGAGCUCCAGAAUCAGAACUGGAGAGUUCUUUCUGUAGCUAAUGAAUGUAGCAUAGAGGUUCCUGGUGUUUUAAAUGUUCAAAGGCUUUAGCAGUUGCUUCUCACCUUGGCUACUCUAAU